Messenger RNA from Gamsiella multidivaricata, 2450 nucleotides. RefSeq lists its product as uncharacterized. Lineage: Eukaryota; Fungi; Mortierellomycota; Mortierellomycetes; Mortierellales; Mortierellaceae. The record is from RefSeq and is a predicted model, not a curated record. The transcript has a single exon. The coding region runs from base 207 to 2249 and encodes 680 amino acids.
CUUUCUCGCUUUCUCGCUUUCUCGCUUUCUCGCUUUCUCGCUUUCUCGCUUUCUCGCUUUCUCGCUUUCUCUCUUUCUCUCUCUCUCCCUCAAUCUCUUCGACAGGCCUACGUCAGUACAAAAAACCCUGUCUUCCUUCUUCUUGCCUUUUGCUGAAUAGAACUUUUCGCUCAUUGCCUGCCCUCCUAAUCCAAGAACCACCCAACAUGGACACGGAGCACUCAAACAAGCCGCCACCACUGCCCUCAAAGCUGCGUUGGAGACCCUAUGCCAACGGCAGUAGCAAGAAGAACAGCAAAAAGAGGGAGGAAGCCCGUCUCUCCAAAACUCAUCCCCAGGGACCCAACCCCAAAGCAACCGCCCACAAGAUAAAGGGCCCGCACCAGUACUACACCGGCAGGAUCAACACCGCCCCCGUUGGCAUCAAACUCCAGUGGGAAGAGGCAGAGACCAUCGAAUCUAUGAGCCAUGGCGGACACCCACACGACCACCACAACCCACAACUCUCGCGGGACUCUUCCCCGAGCGCCGACUCAGUCUUCUCCUCCUCCUCCUCCAAGACAAGAAGCACCGGCAACAACCCCACCUUAGCAAGCGACUCCAAUUCCAACACCAGUAACAACCCGUUCGCGAAUGCCAUGCAGCGCGCCAUGGCCUCCCUUCCUUCGCCCCCUCCACAAAAACUGCAAUACACCAGGCUGGACCUGGUUGGGGGACAAUCUGACCUGACCCAAUACAGGGCCUCGAUCUCAGGACUGACCACCAACGGUAUCAUCCAGAACGGCAUGCCUAUUAAUGGACUAGCAUCCAACAAUGCCUAUCAGGUCGCGUUGAAUGCGUUGCUCCUGAGCCAGAGUCAGAACGCCAAGACCAACCAAAAUUUUCACACGUCAGCCCUUAUUGCAACCAACAGUUCAAAUAUCAACACCAAUGCACCUCUGGCAAACACCAACAACGCCGCCGCUACCGCCCCAGUUGCUCCCUCUCCCGCCGCAGCCUCCGCUCUUCUGGGCUCCUCAAACAUCAACGCGUUUCUUUCUGACCCCAACCGUGUGUUAUCGAACGAGGAGUUACUCGGCGUCGCCAGUAUCGACGAAUUGUUAUCAACGUGCGGAUACCAAGGCAACAAUAGCAAUGUCAUCCGCAACCAGUCGGCUCAGAUGCUGGCUUCGCCCGCCAACACGGAUCAAUCGUACCAGGCUUCGCCCAUGAAUGGAUUGGUUGACUUUAACAACCUUGGAAAUGUCUCGCGAGCAGCCUCUCCAGUCGCGGGAUCGUUCUCACCAAUGGCCUUGAACAGUAAUGCUUUUGAGGCUCUUCUGGCACAGCCUAUGAUACCUCAACAGCCAUCUCAGCAACAACAGCAACAUGCAAUGGGCACGCCUCACGGACUCGUGAAUAACAAUGCCCCGGUAACAAACGACCCGUAUAGCAAUCUUAUGCAGGACCUUUCGUCUCCUUUCGGAUAUCUUUCAUCGAGUACAGGUUCAACUUCGAUCAGUAUGCCUACCGCAUGGCCAUCACUCUUCCCUUCAGACGACCAGAACGGAGUUUUGAACUCGUCAACAACCACAGUGACAGCCGUACCCCAAUAUCAGCCCAAGCCUGCACCUCAACGAAGCGAAAUUGCAACACAAACGGACGGACCAUACGAGCCCCCUCUAUCGCCAAUGUCUGCACAGGCUUCGUCUGCGGGAUCACAGCAAAGCUCGCCCUUUUCGGCCUUGGGUCUGACGUCGGAAGAACAAUUGGAUCCAGACUGGCUCAAUUUCUUGGACGAGGCAUCGCCACUGUUCAACGAAGUUGAUAUGCCCUCGCCACCUGCGUCUGACAAUGAGUUUAUGGCUAAUAGGUUUAUGACAGACCCAGUGCCUAGCGCUAAGACUACUCAAAGAGACCGGACCAUGUGGAACUGGGCCGAAGACCUGCUCAAGCCUAAGCCCAUGACUCCAACUGGCAACCGCGGUUUCCCGAUGUCGACUCCGACAAUGACUAGCAUUCCCAACGGCACAAUGGGAAACAGUGGUGGACUCAUCAAAACGUUACAAGGAACAAAUCAGACAAAGACGAAGGACAUGGGCAGGGAGGACGCAAGGAAGAAGGCAGAGGAGGAUAGCAAGAAGUCCAACAAGUCUGGUCAUCUUAUGGACAGCAAGGAAUCUGUGGAGAUCAUCGAGCCAAAGAUGGAGGGUUUUGGACGACUGAUAGCCAUUAUGAAGGCGCUUUGGAUUGGAGGCGAAAGCAAGUAGUACCUUCACUUUUCUGGUUCACACUUUUUUGUUUAUAUAGACAGGUCUUCCUUUUCUUUGUGCGCUGUAGUCUGUCUUUUUCGUCUCAUCCUUCUCUUGUCAUCCUGUACAUAUCCCCUGCUUGUCCUUCCCAUUUUAACGAAACAGUAUUUAAUGACAGCAACGAUAUAUCAUGAAUUAUACCACACUAUUGAAAGCUCA